Molecule: messenger RNA, 2172 nt
Organism: Pestalotiopsis fici W106-1
Lineage: Eukaryota; Fungi; Ascomycota; Sordariomycetes; Amphisphaeriales; Sporocadaceae
Exons: 9
Coding region: 1-2172 (723 amino acids)
Biological process (GO): regulation of DNA-templated transcription
Molecular function (GO): DNA-binding transcription factor activity, RNA polymerase II-specific; zinc ion binding
Source: RefSeq, a predicted model, not a curated record
AUGGACACUACUCCAGAAGUACGCAGCAGCAGUAGCAGCACAGAGGCUAGCAGGGCCGCUGAACGAAGAGUUGCCAGGGCCAACCGGGCCUGUAUAACGUGCCGCGCUCGAAAGCAGCGCUGUAUUCCGCCCGCCGUGAAUGCCCGUCCCCAAGCGCCUUGCCAGCGAUGCAUGCGUCAUGCCAUUACCUGUUCGUUUGAGACAGAUCGGCCGCCGACGGUACCCGAGGAUAUAGGGCCGUCGCAAUUAUCGCAUAUUGUGAUUGAACUGCAAAGAAGAAUCAAUACUCACGAGGCACGAAUAGCUGAGUUGGAAAAGGGAUCCUUGUAUACGAGGACGCAGUCAUCGCAUGAACGCAGUUUAGGACAUGUCGAGGCGUCUUCCGCAAGUGAACGCGACAGCAAAAAUACCGAGGAGCCUGUAAGUGGUAUCAAAGAUCCGGCCGCUCCGUCGGUUCAGUCAGACCGGACGACGGAACCACAAGCUUCGAGAUAUGACAUCAACAGUCUUGAACUUGUAUCACCAAUCGCGACUCUCAGGUCCUUGGGGGCACUCGAUAGUGACCAAGAAAAUGCCUUUUCACCAUUUGAUCCCAUUUCUUGUCGCCUGUUGAGUUUUCAAGAAGCACAAGAUGCUUUGCACACUUACAUUGACCAUUGCCACCCAUGGGCACCAGUAUUAGAUACGGGACUUCGGUACAGCGGGAUGAGUCUUCGACAAUCAAGUCCUGCACUCUUUCUCGCCAUUGUAGCCGUGGGAACGCGUUUCUGGCAUGGCGGCUCCGUGCACCCCAGGUAUUUUGAGAUAAUAGAUCUGUUGGAUAAGACGAUAUCCCGGCUUCUCUUGUCCCCAACUCCAUCCGACGCCAGCGUGGCCACGAUCCAAGCCCUCAUGAUUUACCUUCAGUGGAUGCCCUGUGUCCGCAAAGACAACCUGUCUUCUACGCCCUCGGAGCACGGCUUGUCGCAGCAGCAGAGGACCGAGAUCAAGACUCGCUACAACGACAUGAGCGCCUGGGCCGUCUUUGGUCUGGCACUGCGAUAUGCUAGCUUCAUCAACCUCGAACGACUGGCGCUGGCCCCUUUCCGCGGCGCGGCCAAGGUUGCCGUCACCAAGGACGAUAUUGCCAGGAUGCGGACCUGGCUGAAUCUAAUCACCUAUGACUCUAGUCUCACUCUCACCUCGGGGCUUCCGUCGUCGGUCGAUCCCUUGCCGGCGGCAAGAGUCGUGCAGGACUUUUAUCUACAUCGCACGGCCCAGGACCCGGGUGACGUUCGAUAUGGCGCCCUUAUUGAGCUGACAUGCAUGGUGCAACGGCUCAAGGCCACAGACGUCGGAUCAUCUGGUCGGCCGCCUAGCGUGGCAAUUUUGAAAAAGGUUAAUAUUGAAAUGGAAGAAUGGGAGAGACACUGGCUUCCAAAACUUAGACAUACGCCACUGCAACAUAUUCAAAUGCCUUUUACAUCCUUGAGAUGGUACCGUCUGUCCUUGAAUAGCUCUCUCCUUCGGCCCGUGCUCUCUUCUUCCACGCGGUCACAGACGGACAUUCUGCACGUGUGGACCCUCGGGUUUCUCGAAACCAGCACCACGGCGGCUUCGCAAAUACUCCUGUCGCUGGCCACGGGCGCUUCGAGUUUCGUUUGGCACGUGAGCUCCCAGAACUUGACCACGUACCCCGCGGACGAGUUCAGCAUUGACCCGGCCGCGCGCGCGAGUUUGCACCAUGCGGUCGACGCUACUUGGAUAUCUUCUACAUUUGCCCUGACCUUUUUAGUUCUUUGCUACAUAAGAAGAACCAUUGACGAUGACCUCCACAUCCUCAGUAUCCCCACAGCCGAGAGCUCCGCCUCCCGCGCCCCCGCCAAACCGCGAUCGCACUCUCUUUUGGCGCGCCUCACCAAGUUCGCCAUUGAAAUCUUUGAAUGCGAAUCCAAAGGCCCCGAGUUCCGGUCGGGCGGCGGCUACGAGGCCGUUAUCCGCGACGCCGCCUCGAUUGUGCUGGAUGACGAGAGCAGCAGCCAGGCUGCGCCGAUUGCCCAGGACACGCUGGAUCCCGCCAUUCAGUCGCUGUUUGAUCUGAUGGACGACACCGUGUACGAGUGGCCCAGCGUCUAUGAAGACGAUUUUAUGCAGCCAUCGUCGAAUUUUGCCGACAGCUGGGGUCCACGGUGA